CGACCGCGAUCAAUACCAGCAGCAUCACUUCAUACGGGUAGGCUGUCGAUAUCAAUUUGUAGCUGUACGCCGGCGGCGCCGUCGCUGCUCAGGAAAGAGAGGACAGACGUAUCAAUGGCCACUCCAUCCGGACGCGGAGGGACCUCUCUAGCUCCCACUCCAACACAUCCUCAUCACCUUUCCCGGGAACCCAGCCGAGAAGACGUGGAAAUGGCGGAGCAAUUGAGCCAACUAAACCGCGCGCAAGAGCCCCAUGCUCCUAGGCACGCUUCACCUCCAACUACCCAAUCUCCAGCUGAUGCUUCUGCUGCGGCCAUGGCUUCCCCUGGGAAAACUCCCGAGAUAUAUCAUUCCCUCGAGGACACGUUACGCCUGCGUGCCAGUGAGCAAACAGACCAUACUCUGCGCGAUACCACUCCAUCUUCACUUCCUCCCGCCAGUGUGAGUGGUAGCAACACCGGUGCGUAUGCUACCAUAAGUGGCCAAGUUUGCAGUAAUUGUGGGACGAAUCGAACGCCUUUGUGGCGCCGCUCGCCGGCCGGCGAGACGAUAUGCAAUGCCUGUGGCUUGUACCUGAAGGCGCGGGCUCAACCUCGCCCUACAAACCUUAAACGCAAUACACCUUCCCAACCGAUCGUCCCUAUCCAGAAAUCCUCAGCCCCAUCCCAAAAUCAAGAAGACAUUGCGUCACCUGCUGCUCCCGCUUCUGCGUCCCGUGUUCCAACAUAUGUCGCUGCCGACCAUGGCGCUGCCGGUACCUGUCCUGGGGGUGGAAGAUGUAACGGCAUGGGUGGCCAGCAAGGCUGCAGUGGCUGCCCAGCUUUCAACAACCGCGUCUCCAAGACAGCCCAGUUUGCUUUGGCCCAGGCUAACAGCGUGUCGGGUUCAUCUGACGCUCCGUCGACUGAACAAAGUUCCCAACCUGCGGUGACAAGUGUCAUCCAGGCGUGCCAGAAUUGCGGAACUACCGUGACACCGCUUUGGAGGAGAGAUGAAGCGGGUCACACAAUUUGCAAUGCAUGUGGUCUAUAUUACAAGCUGCAUGGAUCCCAUCGCCCUGUUGAGAUGAAAAAACAGGAAAUCAAGCGCCGAAAGCGCAUAGUACCAGCGGAUACUGCCAGCGGCAGUAGUACUGCAGCUCUCUCCAACCCUAGCUAUUCCCCUCAACCUCAUGCCGCUUCCACUCCAUAUGAGCACUCUGCAUCCCCAGAUCCUACACCUACCAUUGAGUCUAGCGAGAUAUAUCCGAUAUCUGCGAAGAUUCCGGUUCCUGUUGACUUCACCAACUACAACGGCCGCAGCAACGACAACGAGAAGCCAUCAGCAACCACGUACAUCGGCGUCCCCUCGCCUCGAAAACGCAGUCUAAGUGCCACGCUCGACCCAGAAGAGGUGGCUGCCUCAAACCCCGUCCCCCACCGCUCACACGCCAUCUCAUCGCUCCUUAACCCCACGACCAACACACACGAAGGUCGCAGUAGUAACAUCGACCCGGCUUUAUCAAACGCGCUGCCGUGGUCAGCAAGUCCUGCAGCCGCGCCGCCCCCUUCUUCUCCCUUACCGAUGUCCCAUGAAGAUCGCAUGAGAAAGAAGGAUCGGUUGCGUCGCGAAGCUGAAGCUAUGCGUGAAGAGCUUGCAAGAAGGGAACGGGAACUGCAGGAUAUGGAUGAAGACUAA
Periconia digitata is the source of this 1677-nucleotide messenger RNA. Lineage: Eukaryota; Fungi; Ascomycota; Dothideomycetes; Pleosporales; Periconiaceae. The record is from the annotation of a GenBank genome assembly.